This is a messenger RNA of Abrus precatorius (Indian licorice), 2050 nucleotides long. Its product is annotated as protein NRT1/ PTR FAMILY 1.2-like. Gene Ontology annotation, molecular function: transmembrane transporter activity. The record is from RefSeq and is a predicted model, not a curated record. Gene Ontology annotation, biological process: transmembrane transport. NCBI's taxonomy places the organism in Eukaryota, Viridiplantae, Streptophyta, Magnoliopsida, Fabales, Fabaceae. Bases 54 to 1817 code for a protein of 587 amino acids. Gene Ontology annotation, cellular component: plasma membrane. The transcript is spliced from 4 exons.
UGUGCUUCACUCAUUUGUCUCUCACUCAGAAACACACCUCAAACAAAGAAAAAAUGAAAUCCUCUGACGGAGCUUCUACGAACGAAAAGCUCUUAGAAAAUGGAACUUCUUCUUCUUCUUCCCCCAGAAAAGGUGGCUUGAGAACCAUGCCUUUCAUCAUCGUGAACGAGUGUUUGGAGAAGGUGGCAAGCUAUGGAUUAUUGCCUAACAUGAUAUUGUACUUGACCAGAGAUUAUAACAUGUCUGUUGCCGAGGGCACAAACGUAAUUUACAUUUGGUCUGCCAUGUCUAAUGCCUUGUCCAUCUUCGGAGCUUUCCUCUCUGAUUCUUACUUGGGUCGCUUCCUUGUCAUCUGUAUUGGUUCUUUCUCAAGCCUUCUAGGUUUAACCCUUUUGUGGUUAACUGCCAUGAUCCCGGAGCUAAAACCUUGUAAUUCUUUCGACCAAGUCUGCAACUCUGCCACAACAGCCCAACUAGCAGUGUUGUUGCUUUCCUUUGUAUUUAUUUCCAUUGGAGCUGGUUGUGUCAGACCUUGUUCCAUAGCCUUUGGAGCUGAUCAACUAGCAACUAAAGAAAGAUCUAUAGGUGGUGAAAAGCUCUUGGAUAGCUACUUUAAUUGGUACUAUGCCUCAGUUGCUGCUUCAGUCGUUAUUUCAUUGAGUGUAAUUGCGUACAUUCAAGAAAAUCUGGGAUGGAAAAUCGGGUUUGGCAUACCAGCAGCGCUUAUGUUCAUAUCAGUUCUCAGUUUUAUCCUUGGUUCACCAUUUUAUGUCAAAGUGAUUCCCGGUUAUAGCUUACUCACUAGUUUCGUGCAAGUAGUUGUAGUGGCAAUAAAGAACAGAAAUCUUAGUCUUCCUGAAUGCAACUUUGAUGAGUAUUGUCAAGAGCCUGAUUUGGAGCUGAUGGUCCCCACUGAUAGCCUUAGGUUUUUGAACAAAGCUUGCAUAUUGCGGAAUCCUGAGACAUUCUUAAACCCUGAUGGAUCAGUUUCAGAUCCAUGGAACCAAUGCACAGUAAGACAGGUGGAGUCACUUAAAUCUUUGCUCAAAGUCCUCCCUAUGUGGUCCACAGGCAUCUUUUUGAUGGUGUCUCAAGGCUCAUUCUCUACCCUCCAAGCAAAAACCAUGGACCGGCAGUUAAUCGGUGAUUUCGAGAUACCUGCAGGAUCCUUUACUAUUAUCAUGGUAAUAACUGUAACAAUAAUCAUUCCCAUAUAUGACCGCAUAGGAGUACCUCUACUAGCAAAAUACAUGGGCAUGCCUAGAGGAUUCAGUUGUAAAUUUCGAAUUGGGUUAGGAUUGUUCUUUUCAUGGGCAGCUAAAUCAACAUCAGCUGUAGUUGAAACGAUGAGGCGAAGCGAGGCCAUUAAAGAAGGCUUUGAGGACCAACCUAAUGCCGUGAUUCACAUGUCAGCUGCAUGGCUAGUUCCAGAGUUUGUUUUGCUUGGAAUGGGUGAGGCUUUCAACGCAGUUGGGCAAAUUGAGUUUUUCUACUCAUAUUUCCCCAAGAGCAUGUCUAGUUUUGCAAUGGCUCUUUUCACCCUUGAACUAGCUGCUGCUGAUGUAGUGGGAAGUAUGAUGGUGAACAUUGUAGACAAACUCAGUAGUAUGGGAGGGAAUGAGAGUUGGAUAUCAACUAACAUCAACAAGGGCCAUCUGAAUUACUAUUAUGCAAUACUCUCUUUCAUUGGUAUACUUAACUACCUCUACUUUCUUGUUAUUUCUUGGGCUUAUAGUCGUCCUCAGAGACAAAAACUUGAAGCUUCACCAGGCAAGGAAGAUGAGCAAUUUGAUUACAGGGAGUUACCUGCUUCUUAGGUUACAUUUUAGUAUGCAACAGUUACUGCAAACAUAUAAGAAUUUGUAUUAUUGUAGAAGGCGUCUGGAAAACAAUUGGUUAAACAUAUAUCUGUGCACUUAAACAAUAUUUUGGUAAUUUCUAUACUUAAAUUUGUUGUCUGAGAGCCAACUUAUUAGUGAUAUUGAUUGUAUUUUUGUAUUUAACUCUAAUUGUUUUAUCAUCCAGGAUUAAAAUAUAAAGAACCUUGACC